AUGCUCUCUGUAUGCUCCAUUACUAGUUGUAAUACUCUCUUUAUAAUUACCUAUCUCACUGUCACCAUGCCCGACUUUUAUCCCGCUCUCCGCAAUCGCCGCAGCAACGAGCUCGCCCGUCUGGCGGAGGAGCAUCUGCAGCAUGACCUGCGCGCUGAAGACCGCGACGCUCUCACCACAGCCACACAAAAGGUCGCCUGGUGGACGACAAUUGGCUCAGCCGUAGGACUCGGUCUGGGUCUCUACGCUGCCUUCCGUCUGAGAAGUUCACGCAAGGCUUUCUUCGAGGUCUUCCGCGCCCGCGAAAAGCCCACCCACGUUGUCUUUGCCGGCGGUCGCUCUGAGCCGAUUCCAGAUAUCACUCCACUGCUGAAACCCACCACCCUGGGUGAUUUCGCUACUUAUUUCUUUGCGAGCGCGGGAGGAUUCUUCCUAGGCGGCGAACUCGGCUUCUUGGGAGGAGCAGGAAGUGGAAGUCGCUGCAUCACGGCGGAUCCCGAUCGAAGACAGAGAAUCGAGACGGCAUUUCGAAAGUUCCGGGCGGAGGUCUUGCGCAAAGAGGCGGAUGAACUUGAUCGAGGGCUGGAUGUGUCCGAUCAGAUGUUCUGA
Molecule: messenger RNA, 609 nt
Organism: Aspergillus niger
Lineage: Eukaryota; Fungi; Ascomycota; Eurotiomycetes; Eurotiales; Aspergillaceae
Exons: 3
Coding region: 1-609 (202 amino acids)
Source: RefSeq, a predicted model, not a curated record